ACCUCGGAAUGAAGACAUGGCGUGGUCUGAGUCAACGUAGCCUUCGGGCAAACACAUCAGUUCGCUGGUUAUCAACAACACCAAAAUUGGCCAAUAUCGCAUCGUUACUAAAGUCUUCUGCCGAAAGCACCGAGGAGUCUUCACCAGAGAUUGAAGUCAAUGGCUACGUACGAACUAUCAGAAAACAAAAGCGUAUAGCCUUUGCUGCGGUUGGUGAUGGCUCGUCUUUGCAACCUGUCCAGGCUGUCUUGACGCCGGAUCAAGCUUUGUCUCUAUCCACCGGCGAUGCGAUCAGACUUCGCGGUAAAUGGCAAAAGUGCCCUCCAGGUAAAGCCCAGACACAUGAGCUGCAAGUGUCAGAAGCUGCCAAACUUGGCUACAAUGACCCUACAACAAAUCCCAUCCAGAAGAAAUACCAGAGUGCGGAGUUUUUGAGGACCUUGCCACAUCUACGAUCUCGACUUCCGUUCAAUGCACUCGUACUCCACCUCCGGUCACAGGUCAUUGGCAGCAUCACAGACUUCUUCAACAAAGAGGGCUUUGUACAGACACAUCCGCCAAUCUUGACUUCCUCGGAUUGCGAAGGUGCAGGUGAAGUCUUCACGGUAUCCUCCAAUGCUUCCAAGGACAGCAUGCAAAAGUCGGACGACGGUGAAGUUGAGCACUUUUUCCGUACACCAAAGUACCUCACGGUGUCAUCUCAAUUGCACCUCGAAGCUCUAUCACAAUCUGUUGGAAAUGUGUGGACUCUAUCACCAACCUUUCGAGCCGAGAAGAGUGAUACACCUCGCCACCUCAGCGAGUUUUACAUGCUUGAAGGAGAGAUGUGCUUCGUGGACGAUGCGAAUCAAGUCAUGGAUCUUAUCGAAAAUAUGCUAUCGACCAUGGCAAAUGACUUGCAAGGCUCGCAUACAGUACAGCAGAUCCUCCAAGCCAAAGCAAGCCAAUCCUCAGAAGAGGCUGCGGAAGAAGGCGCAGUGACUGCAGAAGAGCUCUCUCGUCGUUGGCAAGGUAUGGCUCAAUCCAAUUGGCCCAGGAUUCAAUACGCCAAAGCGAUCGAAACACUCGAAGAAGCCGUCAAACAAGGCACAGUUUUCCAGUUCACGCCAUCGUGGGAGGAAGGGCUUCAGGCCGAGCAUGAACGUUUCCUAGCAGAGCACUUUGGCAAAGGCCAACCCGUGUUCAUCACCGACUACCCCAUUGAGCAAAAGCCCUUCUACAUGUCAAAGACACCAGGUAGUGACCGCACAGUCGCCUGCUUCGACCUCUUAGUCCCCGAUCUCUGCGAACUGAUAGGCGGCUCAAUGCGCGAGCACGAUCUGUCUGCCAUCCAGAAAGCCAUGCAGCAGCGCGGUAUGCUGCGUGAGCUAACGCCAGAACAACAAGCCGCUGGCGAAAGCGAAAUCCCGGAACACAAACUCUAUGAAGGCAAACAUGCAGGCUCACUCGACUGGUAUCUGGACCUUAGACGCUAUGGCAGUGUUCCUCAUGGCGGAUUUGGAUUGGGCUUUGAUAGAUUGUUGUGCUAUCUGGCUGGUGUGGGCAGUAUCAGAGAUGUAGUCGCUUUCCCACGUUGUGAAGAGAAGCAUUGCCCCGAAUUGCUCGACUCCGGAUUCUCUUCGACACCUUUUACAAAUAUCGGCGCGUCACCACUGAGGCCACCGGUUUUGCCGCAUACACUUCUCGAGACACACCCUCUUCACGGCCGUACACGUACCUAUCUCACUUCUCGACGACGCAUCCAAUCUGGAUUCACAGUCUCUCGCCCCUACGGUCGGACACAUGUCCGUGCAAGAGAAAAUGGUCCUCCAGGAGGAGGACAACGAAUACGAGUGAGCCUCUGCGAAACCCUGCGCGACAAGAACGGUCCAAUUGACGAGGAUGCCACUACAGNNCUACGAGGUCUGGCGGCCAACAUGGCAGCCGGUGCUUUCGCCGGUGUCGCCGAACACUCUGUCAUGUACCCUAUUGACUUGUUGAAGGUGCGUCGAGGGCGCGCGACGGCAUCUGACCAGGAGAGACAUGCUGACUCUGAGAUCCCCAGNACACGAAUGCAGGUCAUGAGUCCGACGCCUGCCGCCAUCUACACCGGUCUUGGAAACGCGAUCGCUACCAUUUCACGAGCCGAGGGUUAUCUGUCGUUAUGGAGGGGCUUGUCCAGUGUGAUUGUCGGCGCUGGACCUGCGCACGCCGUUUAUUUUGCUACAUACGAGGUUGUCAAGCAGCAGAUGGGCGGAAAUGCAGCAGGCCACCACCCUCUCGCAGCAGCAACCAGCGGUGCCUGCGCAACAAUUGCCAGCGAUGCCUUUAUGAACCCCUUUGAUGUUAUCAAGCAGCGCAUGCAAGUACACGGAAGUGUCUACACAUCCAUCACCCAAUGCGCACGCUCCGUCUUCCGCAACGAGGGCCUCCGCGCCUUCUACGUCUCGUACCCCACCACUCUCGCCAUGACCGUCCCCUUUACCGCUCUCCAAUUCACCGCCUACGAGUCCAUCACAAAACUCAUGCACCGCCGCGACGGCUACGACCCCUUGACCCACUGUACUGCCGGAGGUCUCGCUGGUGGUAUCGCUGCUGCCGCCACCACCCCUCUCGACGUUAUCAAGACUCUGUUGCAAACUAGAGGUAGCUCUACCGAUGCUGAGAUCAGAGGCGCCAAGGGCUUGUUCGACGCAGCUGGUAUCAUUGCGAGAAGAGAUGGCGCAAAGGGUUUCUUCAGGGGUAUGAAGGCCAGAGUUGUCACUGCUGCACCUAGCACUGCUAUCUGCUGGUAUGUUUUGUUCCCGCGUCCGACAUGUUGCACUCUGACACCUACUAACCUGCCUGUAACAGGNUCUGCCUACGAGGUCGCCAAGGCAUACUUCAUUCGUGCCGAGGAAGCCAAA
This is a messenger RNA of Aureobasidium vineae, 2885 nucleotides long. The record is from the annotation of a GenBank genome assembly. NCBI's taxonomy places the organism in Eukaryota, Fungi, Ascomycota, Dothideomycetes, Dothideales, Saccotheciaceae.